Molecule: messenger RNA, 1750 nt
Organism: Culex quinquefasciatus (southern house mosquito)
Lineage: Eukaryota; Metazoa; Arthropoda; Insecta; Diptera; Culicidae
Product: esterase E4
Exons: 4
Coding region: 26-1750 (574 amino acids)
Source: RefSeq, a predicted model, not a curated record
UCUUCGAUUGAGAUCAUUUCGUAAGAUGUCUGCAGCGCGAUACUCUUCAGGAUGUACAAUUUUGCUUGUACUGCUUGCCACGUCCGCGUUCUGCGACGAAGUGCUGCCCGAUCCGGUUGUUUGCCUGAAAGUGCAGAAUCAGCUGUGCAUUCGGGGCAGCUUGCGGACUUCGGCGAUGAGCAGCUCGUACGAGGCGUUUCUGGGAGUCCCAUUUGCCAAGCCACCCGUUGGAGAGCUGCGGUUAGCGAAUCCAGUUCCGAACGAUCCGUGGAGUGGGAUUUACGACGCGAGGCAGCCGAAACCUCCGUGCAUUCAAAGGAUCGAUGUGCAAACUCCAGCUGGAAACAUCGUCGGUGACGAAGAUUGCUUGUACUUGAACGUGUACAGACCAAGCUUGAUCGUGGAGUCGCUCCCGGUUGUAGUUUACAUUCACGGAGGAGCCUUCCAGUACGGUUCGGCAGCGCCAUCCAAUGUAGGUCCGGAGUAUUUCAUGGACAACGGGAAGGUCAUCUUGGUAACGGUUGAGUACCGACAGGGAGCGUUGGGAUUCCUUUCGUCUGGUUGUUCGGUUAUCCCUGGGAACUUUGGCCUGAAGGAUCAAGCAAUGGCGAUCAGGUGGGUCAAGAGGUACAUCCACAGGUUUGGCGGGGACCCGAAUUUGAUUACCGUUGCAGGGCAAAGCUCCGGUGCAGCCAGUGCGCAACUCCACAUGAUGUCACCGCUGAGCAGAGGACACUUUUCCAGAGCGAUCAUGAUGAGCGGAAGUGCUUUGUCAUUUUGGGCGGCUCCGAGCAAGGAUUCAGCUUACGUUGCUCGACAGCAGCUGGCGGUCCUGGGUAUCCAAUCUUUCGCUGAAAUGUCCAGCCAGGACAUGCUAGCCACUCUUCGUAGCGUUGAAGCUUACGAUCUGGUCAAGUCAAUAGAUAACUUGAAGCAGCUACUCGGGAUUGUCCGAUCGUUGGUUGUGUACGGACCAGUCGUGGAACCGUUUGUAAAAAGACAGAGUUUUUUGUCGGACGAUCCGCAAAAACUCUGGGAUGCUGGAGACUACGAGCCGAUUCCCUGGUUAGCAGGACUGUUGCCCAACGAUGGACUUAUAUUUUCAUCUCUAGGAUACAAGUUGAACGCAGAUCCCGAAAUUUGGUCACAAAUUGUACCCCAACUUCCGUACAUUCUUACUGCCAGUAUCGGACUAGAUCUAUCCGCAGCAACCCGAAUCAAGAGUCGCUUCUAUCCAGAUUCCACCAGCCCGGAGUGGCUCACGUCACAGAAUCUAAACAAACUCACAGAUAUGGUAACAGAGUCCGCCUUUACGUACCCGUUGCUGCACUCGAUCCGGUCACAUCUGCGGAACGGUUACGCGAAGAACGCACCCAUCAGCUUGUACCACUUCAACUUUACCGGACCGUACUCGUACGCAAACUACCUGUUGCCGAACUCUGGACAAAGCCUCGGAAUCUGCCACAGCGAUGAGUUGAUCUACCUGUUCGAUAGUGCGCUGCUGUUUCCACAGUUUGCACCCGGGUCGGCCGGAAGGAUCAUGUCGGAGAGGUUUGUGGCGUUUAUGGUGGACUUUGCUCGCUACGGAAUAACUCAACCCGUCAGCGGAUCCUGCCAGAGUCUUGAGCAGUGCAUGAUGAAUGAGUUCUUCAACAGGGAUAGUGAUAGGAGACCGGUUGGGAUGGGACAGGUGUCCGCCAUUGAUGGGGAGUUGCUGGCUUUCUGGGAUGAUCUUUACAUAAAACAAUAA